AACACAAAACACAAAACACAAAACACAAACACAAACACAAACACACCCUCUCAGAUAAAAAAACCUCAAACGAAUCAAAACCACACCCUUCUUCUGUCCAAAACAAUUUUACCUUCAAUGGAGGCCUAUCACUAGAAAGCCCCUCCUUUUUUGUUAUUGUUGUUGUUGUUUUUGAACAAAGGACAAAACUUUGAGCUCCGAAUUCCAAAAUUUAUUGGCCAAUCCAUGGCGGACGUUGUUUCCAAGAAGGUAAACACGAACCCCAUUAGCAGCAACAAGAAGGAGACACCAAAUCUGAUACUGGGUCGCUAUGAGAUUGGGAAGCUCCUUGGCCAUGGAACCUUCGCGAAGGUUUACCAUGCGAGGAACAUCAAAACCGGUGAAGGGGUGGCCAUAAAGGUGAUCGACAAGGAGAAGAUCCUAAAGGGUGGGUUGGUGGCACAUAUCAAGCGCGAGAUCUCGAUCCUCCGGCGUGUUCGCCACCCCAACAUCGUGCAACUCUUCGAAGUUAUGGCCACCAAGACCAAGAUCUACUUUGUAAUGGAAUACGUUCGUGGGGGUGAGCUUUUCAACAAGGUUGCAAAAGGGAGGUUGAAGGAGGAGGUUGCAAGGAAGUACUUUCAGCAGUUGAUCUCUGCUGUUGAGUUUUGUCACGCUAGAGGGGUGUUCCAUAGGGAUCUCAAGCCUGAAAAUUUGUUGCUUGAUGAGAAUGGUAACCUCAAAGUUUCUGAUUUUGGGUUGAGUGCGGUGUCUGAUCAAAUCAGGCAAGAUGGGUUGUUCCACACGUUUUGUGGGACUCCUGCUUAUGUUGCUCCUGAGGUUUUGGCAAGGAAAGGUUAUGAUGGUGCAAAGGUUGAUCUUUGGUCUUGUGGGGUUGUCUUGUUUGUGUUGAUGGCAGGGUAUUUGCCAUUCCAUGACCAGAAUGUCAUGGCAAUGUAUAAGAAGAUUUACAGAGGUGAAUUCAGGUGCCCUAGGUGGUUCUCACCUGACCUCUCUAGGCUCCUCACUAGGCUUCUUGAUACCAAGCCCGAGACACGGAUGGCUAUCCCUGAGAUUAUGGAGAAUAGGUGGUUCAAGAAAGGGUUCAAACAAAUUAAGUUUUAUGUUGAGGAUGAUAGGGUUUGUAAUGUUGAUGAUAACCUGUUGGACAAUGAAGAUGAUGCAGCAUCCAUUGCAUCCCUUUCAGAUUACUCAGUAUCAGAAUCUGACUCUGAGGUAGAGAUUAGAAGGAGGAAUGCUCCAUUGCCAAGACCAGCAAGUUUGAAUGCUUUUGACAUUAUAUCAUUCUCUCCGGGUUUUGAUCUUUCUGGAUUGUUUGAGGAAAAAGGGGAUGAGGCCAGGUUUGUGACUGCAGCCCCAGUUUCCAAGAUCAUAUCAAAAUUGGAGGAAAUUGGUCACCUGGUUAGAUUUAGUGUAAGGAAAAAAGAUUGCAGGGUCAGCUUGGAGGGUACUAGAGAAGGUGUAAAAGGGCCGUUGACAAUUGCUGCAGAGAUAUUUGAAUUGACACCUUCUUUGGUUGUGGUUGAGGUGAAGAAAAAAGGAGGGGAUAGAGCAGAGUAUGAGAGAUUUUGUAACGAUGAAUUGAAACCUGGGCUGCUGAAUUUGAUGAAGGAUGAAUCUGCAACUUCUUCUGGCUUGCAGACACCUACUGAGCCUUCCCUAAUACGUGUGCUUUCUGAACCUGGGCACAGCAUAGCUUCGGAUAUUGAAUCUUCACUCUAUGAACCUGCAGAUAUUGAACCUCCACUCUUUACAGUUACACCUUCUGAGAUUUGAAGAGUGAGAUAGAGUAGAGAAAAGGGUAUGUCUUUUGUUUCUUUUAUUUAUAGAUUGUGUAUGGUAAUUCGUAAU
Gastrolobium bilobum is the source of this 1851-nucleotide messenger RNA. Its product is annotated as CBL-interacting serine/threonine-protein kinase 12-like. The coding region runs from base 226 to 1776 and encodes 516 amino acids. The transcript has a single exon. The record is from RefSeq and is a predicted model, not a curated record. Lineage: Eukaryota; Viridiplantae; Streptophyta; Magnoliopsida; Fabales; Fabaceae. Gene Ontology annotation, molecular function: ATP binding; protein kinase activity. Gene Ontology annotation, biological process: protein phosphorylation; signal transduction.